Molecule: messenger RNA, 1485 nt
Organism: Necator americanus (New World hookworm)
Lineage: Eukaryota; Metazoa; Nematoda; Chromadorea; Rhabditida; Ancylostomatidae
Exons: 11
Coding region: 1-1485 (494 amino acids)
Biological process (GO): maturation of SSU-rRNA
Cellular component (GO): nucleus; 90S preribosome
Source: RefSeq, a predicted model, not a curated record
AUGGUAAAGAAGAAAUCACUUAAAACACAAGACAAUUUGACUCUGAUGCGACCACAGGAAUCUGAAGAAGAGGAAAACUAUGACGUCGCGGAUCUUUCUGCAAUUCCAGCACCGAAAAUUGAGUUCGUCAUGCCUAAUCUUACUCCAAUGGAUUGUUCGGAAGUAAAGCCAACUCAAAAGCCUAAGAAAGCAAAGACGAAGUCGGAAGCCGAAACCAUAUUAACGUCGGAGCAGCUAAAUAUCGAAAUUGUUCGUCUUCGACCUGUCAUACAAAAAGCUCGGCAAUUUUUAAUUCAUCGUCUUGUAAGAAAGAUGAAACGCAUGGAACUGCUGUUGAAAAAGAAAGCGAACGAUACUACGAAAAGGAAAGUUGAGAGAUAUGAAGAAGAAGUCCACUUCCUGAAACGCAUUAAAAAAGACGAUGUUUCCAAAUUUGCGCUCCUGAAUAAGAAGAGUUUGGAUGAAUUGCGAAUUACAGACAAAACAAACAUCAGGGAAAGAUGCAUCUACAAGCUUGCAUGUGAGCCUUCUGUGGUCAAAAGUGUGCAGCAAUAUAGACGUCGUUAUCCAUCCUGGGAGACAACAACAGCGUUUCUGCUGCAGCGACUAGGAAUCCAGUAUGCAUCAGCAGAAAAAGGUGCACAUGGAUUAGUCCCAAGCGGUAGCGGAGAGGACUAUAGCGACGAUGAGGAUCCAGAAUGUGCUCAAGAACAACUGAUACCGACAAAAAUCCAUUCGGAUCCAAAACGUUCAAAGAAGCCAAAGACAAAACCUUCAGCUCAAGAAUCGAAGUGUGCAGAUGAACAAAGUUAUGCCAAUAAGUCUUCAGAAGAUAUAAACGAGGGAGAUUCUACCGAUUCUGGAGAUUCUGGAGACCGUGAUGAAGCGAUAGAAGAAGAAAGUGAUGAUGAUUUACAAUCAGCUGAAAACAGUAGGAAAUUGCUCGUCGGUUCAACAAGUAAGAAGUCUGUUGUUGGAAAAAAUCUUGUGGUGAAAAGGAAGGGAAACUCUCAAAGAGGUACCCCCAAUGAUCGCAAAAAUGAGGUGACAACGGCUGUGGUGAAGAAGCUGAAGUUGAGUAAGAUGGCUUCAGUCGAACUCGGCAAAAAUCCUGUUUUGACCCCUGAUCUGCGUCAGCAGAAGAACACGCCAAGCAGUUCAGCUUCUGAGCCAAUCAGUUUCUUCCUUCCGGCUGCAUCUGCUUCUACCGUGCCCAAAUCGAAAGAAACCGAUAUGGCUCCUUCCAAUACCACAUCUGUAAAGCAAAUGAAGCUGGAAAAGUCCGAAAAUGACAAUACCAAUAAGAGCAACCGCAAUACUAGAGUGAAGAAAAUGAAGUCGAAGUGUGAACCGUCUCAUCCAAAGUCUGCAAAGUUGAAUGAAUCUUCGGAAGAACUCCAUCCGUCAUGGGCUGCUCGACGGCAAGUUAAGGAACGUCAGCUAUCUGCUCCACAAAGCAAAAGGAUAGUUUUCAAUGAAGACUAA